Molecule: messenger RNA, 1698 nt
Organism: Funneliformis geosporum
Lineage: Eukaryota; Fungi; Glomeromycota; Glomeromycetes; Glomerales; Glomeraceae
Source: the annotation of a GenBank genome assembly
AUGACCUCAGAACCCAGCUCGGAUUUUUCUAAAGCUCUCCGUUACUUAGACUACUGGAAUAGAGAUCCAGAAGAGUGGAGUGUAAGCGACUGGGAUGUAUAUUUCAUCAACCAUACUCCUGGAGCUACAAAACUGCUAGCACAUCAGUCACUUGGAAUCGAACUGGAACUUCUCCUUGACCAACUUCCAGCAACAAGCUAUAGUUAUCAGAAGGCAUUUGACAUGCGGGCGGCUUUAAAGGACAUUAAGAAAGAUUCUGCGAAUAUUGAGUUGUGGAAGGAAUACUCCACAAAACUGGGAAAACUAGCUAUUGAAAAUCGGUGUGAGAUGUUAACGAUUGGAAUACGUGCAUCAACCAGAGCAGCAGCGACCGAAUUUCCCAGCGAAAAAACUUUGAAGCGAAAAUUUGUCGAGCCACAUACUCCGGAACACCAAAUAAGAACUGUGACUUUUGAUGAGAUCCCAUUACGCAGAAAUACAAUUAGCCCAAAAGACACAGAAUCAUCUUAUACUCCAUCUUUUGAUUCUCCGGUAUCAGAAGAUUUCAUCAAAGUGAAGGCUAGGAAGAAGUCAUAUUAUGUCAACUAUUUUGUAGGUCCCGGUGAAAUCGAAUGGAAUCUGGAAGAAGAUUCAAUAAGGUGGAUCGUUAAUCAAGUGGACAUUUCCGUAAUUUGUAUGGAAUACCGAGAUUCUGUUAUUCAGAAAUGCUAUUCAAUGGAGAUUUUAAACGCUGACGAAGAACUAGCUCUAAAUCACAUUUUCCUCCUUCAAGAAGAAAAUCAACAAGGGCUUCGAGAGCAUUUUGAUGACGAAUUGUGGCAAAAUAUCUUCUCUGAAAUUUACGCUCAAUAUCCCUAUGUAGCUGUUCCAGAAGGUGUCUUCAAUUUGUGCGGAAGCGUUUUGAAGAUCGGGUGCCAACAACAGGAAUUCCGACAACGUCGGACCGAGAUUAAAAAAUUUCUCAAAAAUUAUAAGACUGAUGGGGAAUUAGAAGAGAUAAUGCAUAAUAUUCUUUCUAGUUUCGCUGAUAGCUAUCAAAGCUUAUUUUCCAAAAAUAACAAAAUUGAGGAUACACACUCUCACAACUAUGUAGAUCCUAUAAUUAAGUCAUUUUUUCCCGAAGGUAAAAAAACAGUUACAGACUGGGCAAACAGGACGUCAGAAUCAUCUGCUCAAAUGAAGAAACGAUUCGAUCCUAUCCUUUCUGGAUCAAAACCUGAUCUUACCAUCAGAACUACUAAUCCAAAAAAAUAUGCCGAAUUGAUGUUUGCAGAAAUAAAACCGCCCAAUGCACGUGUAGACCUGAUAAACCAGGAUCUGGUAACUUUGGGAAAAACAAUGAGGGCAUCAAAAGAUAAGUUGUUAAAAGAGGGAGUUGAUCUCAUUGUCUCCGGGCUACAUGUCAUUGGAUAUAUUGGAAGAUGUUACGUCAUGGAUCUCCCUUACGAUGGGAUUUAUAGAAUGGCAUUAAUUGGAGAAUUCAUAUUUCCGGAAAGCCCAACAACAUGGGGAACACUCAUGAAUGUUUUUCAGGUGAUGGCCACAGUGCAGGAUCUCGUAAACAAGGAGGCAACUAAGUACCAAUCUUUUACCCGAAGUAGAACUACCCAGACGAUAUCAACAAACUCUCAAAAGCUGAAAAUUAAAGAUAUGAUGUUUUUUCAUUCUCCAAUGAAAGUACCUGUACCUAGCGAUUAA